AUGUUUGCAGUUACGAGCGAGAGGACUAAGUACCAGCUGAGUCUUGGAACUUACUCAGGAACUGCUGGUGAUUCUCUUUCUGGUCAUCGUGGUUACCCCUUUACAACCAAAGAUCAGGAUAAUGACAUCUGGAGCAGUAACUGUGCUGUGCGGUAUAAAGGAGCCUGGUGGUACGAGGACUGUCAUGCUUCCAACCUGAACGGUCUGUAUCAUCACGGGAAACACUCGUCAGGGGCUGAUGGCGUCAACUGGCAUCACUGGAAAGGUUAUCGCUACUCCGCCAAGAGAGCUGAGAUGAAAAUCAGGCCAGUCAAGUUUUAAGAACUCUCCGUAGUUUCCUUGUUUACCUGCUGGUCAACGCAAACAAGUGUUUGAAAAAGAAAUGUUUAUUAAGUGCCUGGGUGAUUAAAAUCUCUGAAAAAUGA
Orbicella faveolata is the source of this 425-nucleotide messenger RNA. Its product is annotated as techylectin-5B-like. The record is from RefSeq and is a predicted model, not a curated record. NCBI's taxonomy places the organism in Eukaryota, Metazoa, Cnidaria, Anthozoa, Scleractinia, Merulinidae.